AUGGAGGAUAAAUCUGUGACCAUCCCAACAAGGAAUUUCAUGAAAAAUCGGUUGCUUUCCAAGAAGCAAUUUAUCAUUGGCGUGUUACAUCCAGGACGUCCCAAUGUUUCUAAGCUGAGGCCUGAGUUGGAGGAGAAAUUGAAAAGGAUGCAGUGUGAAGUGAAAGAUCCAAAUUCCAUAUUUGUAUUCAAGAUUGGUCUUAAUACCAAGGUUGAGAAGUCCAGGAAGCAGCCGAAGGAGAGAAAGAAAACAGCAAUUAAGAUCCGUGGUCUGAAGAAGACUAAUGCUGCUGAGGCCAGCAAGAAGAAAUGA
This is a messenger RNA of Fraxinus pennsylvanica, 312 nucleotides long. Lineage: Eukaryota; Viridiplantae; Streptophyta; Magnoliopsida; Lamiales; Oleaceae. The record is from the annotation of a GenBank genome assembly.